AUGAAUUUGGACAGCAACUUGAUGUGGGAUGAGAAAUCUUGCAAUACCUACACCGCAGCGGGUAACGCCUCUUCCAUGAUCAACGGGCAGAUCAGCUACAUGCUGCACCUGACUGGAGACAGUGUAUCGAUUGACACAGCCUGCGCUUCGGCGCUGUCCGCUACGAAGUUUGUUUCUUCAUGCUUGCUGGAAGGCAGGGCAGCUGGCAUAUCGAUCGGUGUGAAUGUGAUUGGCCUCCCCAAGAUAACCAUGGCACUUGAGAAGGCAAAGAUGAUCAGUGAUCGUUGCAAACCUUUCCACAAAGAAGCCAAUGGAUACGGCCGUGGCGAGGGAGUUGCUGCUGUCGCAUUGAGACCCAUGAUGGCCAUGGGUGCCUCGCAGGUUGAGCCACACGCGCUCCUGGCCGGCAUUUUCCAGAACUCCGACGGCCGGAGCGUAUCGCCCAUCACCAAGCCAUCAGUGGAGCAACAGAAAGCGUGCAUGGCCAAGGUGUGGCAGGACGGUCUCAGCUGUGGCGCCAUGGAAUGCCAUGGCACUGGAACACCUACUGGUGACCCCAUCGAAGUCAAGUCGGUGGGUGACAUUUUUGGUUCACAACUCACGUGUCUUGGCGCCUUGAAGGGCAACAUCAAUCACACGGAGUCUGCGGCUGGACUUGCAGGCUUCAUCAAACUGGUGAAAGUGGUCCAGCAGCACACAAUGUUUCCUCAUGGUGCGGGCCUUUGGCGGCCGGAUCUAUCCAUCGAAUUGGCCCCAGCAUUGAUGUUGUCCGAAAACUGCCAGGCUUUGAGGGCAGAUGCCAACGCUGCUGGCGUCAAUUGCUUCGGCUUUUCCGGCACCAACGUGCAUGCGAGGAUCCUGCCCUUGCCCGAGGAUACUUCUCUUGAGGCUGUGCAAAUCUCUGAUGCACAGGUCUUUUGUUGGCUCCCAAAGGGUUGGAACUUCCGAUUUUGUCACUGCUAAAGUUUAACCUUUUUGACAUGUGGCGACAUGUGGCUUGAGCAAGCAGAGAUUGAUCUUG
Cladocopium goreaui is the source of this 1021-nucleotide messenger RNA. Lineage: Eukaryota; Dinophyceae; Suessiales; Symbiodiniaceae. The record is from the annotation of a GenBank genome assembly.